Molecule: messenger RNA, 2147 nt
Organism: Salarias fasciatus (jewelled blenny)
Lineage: Eukaryota; Metazoa; Chordata; Actinopteri; Blenniiformes; Blenniidae
Gene: abcg1
Product: ATP-binding cassette, sub-family G (WHITE), member 1
Exons: 14
Coding region: 4-2112 (702 amino acids)
Biological process (GO): transmembrane transport; cholesterol efflux; cholesterol homeostasis
Cellular component (GO): plasma membrane
Molecular function (GO): ATP hydrolysis activity; ATP binding; ABC-type sterol transporter activity
Source: RefSeq, a predicted model, not a curated record
GACAUGGCCUGUCUGAUGGCCGCCUGGUCCGUCCACAACCCGACCGUCACCAACUCCAUCAUCAUGAACACCAACGGGCCUCCGGACCUGAUGUUGGACCCCCGGACGGUGUGUGUCUGCAUGGACGAGGCGGUGAAGGCACGUCCGGCGGGCGGCCAGCAGACGCCGCUGCUGCAGCGACACCUGAAGAAGGUGGACAACAACCUGACAGAGGCCCAGAGGUUCUCCUCGUUACCACGGCGACCUGCAGUCAACAUCCACUUCAAAGACGUGUCGUACUCCAUCCGAGAAGGACCGUGGUGGAGGAAGAAAGGUUACAAGACUCUACUCAAAGGGAUCUCUGGGAAAUUCACCAGCGGGAACUUGGUAGCCAUCAUGGGGCCGUCAGGAGCCGGGAAGUCCACGCUCAUGAACAUCUUGGCCGGGUACAGGGAGACGGGCAUGAAGGGGGAGAUCCUGACCAACGGCCAGCCCAGAGACCUGCGCUCCUUCAGGAAGGUGUCCUGCUACAUCAUGCAGGACGACAUGCUGCUGCCCCACCUCACCGUGCACGAGGCCAUGAUGAUUUCUGCAAAUCUGAAGCUGCAGGAGAAGAUGGAGGCUCGCAGGGACAUGGUCAGGGAGAUCCUCACAGCUCUAGGUCUGCUGGACUGUGCCAAAACUAGGACAUCCCACCUGUCAGGCGGUCAGAGGAAGAGGCUGGCCAUUGCUCUGGAGCUCGUCAACAAUCCUCCAGUCAUGUUCUUCGACGAACCCACCAGUGGUCUGGACAGUUCGUCCUGUUUCCAGGUGGUCUCACUGCUCAAAGCUCUGGCUCGGGGGGGACGGACCGUCAUCUGCACCAUCCAUCAACCCAGCGCCAAACUCUUCGAGCUCUUCGACAAGCUGUACGUGCUGAGUCAGGGUCAGUGUAUCUACAGAGGACCAGUGUCCAGUCUGGUUCCCUACCUCCGAGACCUCGGACUCAACUGCCCCACCUACCACAACCCCGCUGACUUUGUGAUGGAGGUGGCCUCCGGGGAGUAUGGCGACCAGAUGGUUCGACUAGUGAAGGCUGUUCAAGACCAAAAGUGUGAGAAAGACGACCAAAUGGAGCUGAAUGGAGACACGAAUCUCCACCCGUUCCUGUGGCAGGGCAUGGAGGAGGUGAAAAUCAAACGCAUUCACAGCCGAGGGUCAGUCUGCGGGAAUCUGUCAGUGACCUUCUGCUGUGUGUUUGUGUCUGUUGGCCAGGAGAAAGACUCGUCUGAAGGCUGCCACAGUUUCUCUGCCAGCUGCAUGACUCAGUUCUCCAUCCUGUUCAGGAGAACCUUCCUCAGUAUCCUCCGAGACUCUGUGCUGACUCACCUGAGGAUCUCGUCUCACAUCGGGAUCGGGGUUCUGAUCGGGCUGCUCUACCUGGGAAUCGGGAACGAGGCCAAGAAGGUUCUGAGCAACUCCGGCUUCCUCUUCUUCUCCAUGCUGUUCCUCAUGUUUGCAGCACUGAUGCCAACAGUGCUCACAUUUCCUCUUGAGCUGGGCGUUUUUCUGAGGGAACAUCUCAACUACUGGUACAGUCUGAAGGCCUACUACCUGGCCAAGACCAUGGCAGACGUACCCUUCCAGGUAGUGUUCCCGGCGGUCUACUGCAGUAUCGUGUACUGGAUGACGGCCCAGCCUCCAGAUGCUGGCCGGUUCUUCCUCUUCCUGUCUCUGGGAGUCCUGACCUCUUUGGUUGCUCAGAGUCUGGGUCUCCUGAUUGGAGCGGCCUCCACGUCACUGCAGGUGGCCACGUUUGUGGGUCCGGUCACCGCCAUCCCGGUUCUGCUGUUCUCCGGGUUCUUUGUCAGUUUUGACACCAUCCCCUGGUACCUGCAGUGGAUUUCCUACAUCUCCUACGUCAGGUACGGCUUUGAGGGCGUCAUCCUGUCCAUCUACGGUCUGGAUCGAGAGGAUCUCCACUGUGACGAGGACCAAGCGUGUCACUUCCAGAAGUCCGAGGCCAUCCUGAAGGAGCUCGACAUGCUGGACGCCAAACUCUACCUGGACUUCAUCAUCCUGGUCAUCUUCUUUUUCUCACUGAGGCUCAUCGCCUACUUUGUCCUCCGCUACAAGAUCUACUCUGAGAGGUAGACCCGAACUAGGCCAGGGAACAGGUCCUGGAUCUG